Anopheles stephensi (Asian malaria mosquito) is the source of this 2869-nucleotide messenger RNA. RefSeq names its product modular serine protease-like. The transcript is spliced from 4 exons. The record is from RefSeq and is a predicted model, not a curated record. Bases 83 to 2248 code for a protein of 721 amino acids. Gene Ontology annotation, molecular function: serine-type endopeptidase activity; protein binding. Gene Ontology annotation, biological process: proteolysis. Lineage: Eukaryota; Metazoa; Arthropoda; Insecta; Diptera; Culicidae.
CCGUCGGUUCAGGGGGUGAGAACAGGUUCUCACGAACACGCAUACACGCAUCACACGGACGCGAUAACGUCGUCGAUCGCGUAUGCACGGGAGCGUGCUUGCACAAACACGAAAGAUCAUUAGAAUCUUUGUAACCUUGGUUACGGUCAGCCGCAAACCGGACCGGACAUUGCGAGUGCGAAAUGUAAGUGAAGCUCAAACGCCAACCGUAAACGAUUUUGGGCAGCAAAUAGACCGGACAGACCAGAUGAUUCGAAAGCGAAGAAAGUGGCCCGCGGCGGGAUUGCUUUGUGUGUUCGUGCUGGUGACAGCAUCGUGCGCAGCAUCUGCGGCAUCGUUUACACGCGAUCGUCGAAAAGUGUGCAACUACUACGAGUGGAAAUGUAGCAGCGGGCAGUGCAUCGAGUCACAUCAACAGUGUGAUGGGGUGAUCGACUGCAAGGACGGAUCGGACGAAACGUCCAAAAGCUGUGCGUUCAUUCGGUGUCCCAGCUACGCUUUUCGCUGCCAGUACGGGGCGUGUGUCGAUGGGAAUGCACUGUGCAAUGGGGUACGCGAGUGUGCCGACCAUUCCGACGAACAUGCCCACUGUCCUGGGAACAGCGGGAUGAUAUUGGCCACACACGGCAACUGCUCCAAUACCGAGUUUGCGUGCCACUCGAGCGAAUGUAUACCGGCCGAUCAGGUGUGCGACGGGCAGGAGGAUUGUCCGGACGGUACGGACGAAACGCAGCAACUGUGCAGCCUUGUGUUUUGUCCAUCGUUUUCAUUCCGCUGCAGUUACGGUGCCUGUAUCGGCGGGUACUCCAAGUGUGAUGGUGUGAUCGACUGUCGGGAUGGUUCGGACGAGGAUGAGCUGCUGUGUGGAAAGCCAUUCCCUUCUACGACACCACGCCUAACGACGGUGAUGACCUCAACGACGACCACAACUUCAACCACUACGCCAGCACCAGUAACCGGUCCUCCGGGGUCGUGUCUGGUCCCGGCAGCUCCAACGAAUGGACGCAUCGUGCUGGACGAAAGUGCUCAAAACGUCCUGAUAAAGGCGGGCGAGUUUAUCGAGAACUAUAACUCCGUGUACGUUGCGUGCGGCGAUAAGUACACGCUUAAGGGAGCGGCCACCAUUGUCUGUCUCGAUGGUGAAUGGUUGGAACCGUUUCCGGUUUGCGAGAAGUACUGUUCCGAAAUCCCAAUCAACGGAAUCACGAUCGAACCGUUCUGUGAGUACCAGCGACGCCAGAUUACCUGCAAGCGGCCACUGCCACCGACCACGCGAGUACGCAUCGGUUGUCGGGUCGGCUACCAGAAACCGCUCGAACCCGUCAACGAAACGCUCACCUGUGUCGACGGCUCGUGGGACAGUGCGGUGUUUCGCUGUGAACCGGUGUGCGGUACGCCAACACCCGACGCCGAAGCGUACAUUAUCGGCGGCCGUAAUGUGUCCAUCGCCGAGGUUCCCUGGCAUAUGGCGAUCUACAAAAAUCUGAACGAAGACACACUGUCCGAACUACGGUCGUCCGACUGGCAGUACGUGUGCGGUGGGUCCAUCCUUACCGAGCGGCUCGUCCUGACCGCCGCCCACUGCUUCUGGGCGACGGAAGGAUUCUUCCCCAAGCGCUUCUUCCGGCUGGUGGCUGGCAAGUACAGACGGGAGAUCAGUGCGAUCGAAGCGCUACCGCCCCAGUUCUUCCAGAUUCACGAGAUACUGCAUCAGCCCCAGUAUCAGGACUUUUCCGGCUACUACAACCUGGACAUUGCGAUCGUGGUGCUGAGUGAUUUCAUCUCCUUCCGCACCUACAUCCGGCCGAUCUGUCUCGAGCGAAACCUGCGCACCGAAAGCGAGAAGCGCAUCAAACCGAACAGUGUGGGACGGGUGGCCGGGUGGGGAUUCACAACCACCACCGGCAACCUGAGCAGCGUGCUGAAGGUGAUCGACAUUUCGACGGUGGAUUAUGUCACCUGUCGCGAGUUUUCACCCAUCGCCUACCGGCCCUUCCUGACGGGCGAUAAGUUCUGUGCGGGGAAUCCAAAAACCGGGACCGGUGUGUGUCAGGGCGAUAGUGGAGGAGGGUUUGCGCUGGGGAAAGAGGUGGCGGGCGAUACCGUGUACUAUCUGUACGGGUUGGUGAGUUCUGCGCCGCGUGCAUCGGACGGUGGGUGCGAUAGCAACAAGUACGUCGCGUUCACCGAGGUACAAAACUACAUUCCUAUGAUACUGGACGCCGAGGGCCGGUAUCCCGUGAUAUAACAGAAAAAACCCAUCGUCGUCGUCUCAAGCAUUUUGGAUUCGUUGGAUCGUACUUUAUUUUGUUCCGUGUUAGAGCGCUUGCUUCACAUGCAUAGAUGUUAGGAUGUAAGGAUUGGAAUGCGAGCAAAAAACGUUCCCUUUUUGGUGUGUUUUCCUUCCUUCUCUCCUUUUCUUGGACUGGAACUGGAUUACUUGAACUUGAACUUUCCCCACGGUGGGUGGUAGCAGUAUCACCCUGUUUGCUGGCCAAAUAGGGGCCACUCCACUCCUCACAAUCUUAAAAAAACAACGAGCAGCAAAUCACCAAAAAAGCGUUCCGAAAUCAUCUUCAAACGUACACCCUCUCUGUACCCCUCUCUUGAAUAAGAUUGUUUUUAAAUAUUCCUUCAUUAAGCGCACAAUACCUAGAUGUCUCUAAACAAGCAUUUAUUUCUAUCCCUCAAUGGAUCACCCGCUGGAUUGUACCACACUGAUAGAGGAAGAGACUCGCAAACACUCACACACAUACACUCGAUUUGUCUUGAAAAGAAAGAACAGAACAAGCUCGGCAACACAGUUAAUUGUAUGAUUGAAACCCCUUAGUGCAAAAGUAAACGCUCGAUCAACGCACUCAAAACGUAA